AUGAACUCCCUGGCCUGCCCGAUCUGCUAUAGUCCUCUGGUAUCCGGAAGCCCCGACGAGACUAAAGGGUGAGUCCUCUGAUUGAUUUUUUGCUUUUCGGUUCUAAUUAGAAUCCUCUUGUCCAUUUUGUGUUGACUAUGUGUAGAACUUGUUCUAGAGCACCCGUUGUACCGGGAAGCUGCUUUGCUUGCAGCACCUGCCGGAAGUCUUAUCCCCCUAAUGAGGCCUACCUUGAUCUGACUGUGUCCAGUGGUUGUAAGGCAUACGCUGAGGUUCCGCCGCUAUUUUCCGAGCUCUUCAGGUAUGGAAAAUAUAAAGAAGAGAAGCAGAAUUACCGGGUUGCUUAAAAUGUUAAGAUAUGUGGCAUUCUUCUUUGCGGGCAAUUAUUUUUAUAUAAUGAGAGAACUUUGAUGAAUCGCAACAUAAUUUAUCUCUCCUCAGCAGCCAUUCGAUUGUUUGCAUUCUUUAAAGUAGAAUGAGCAUAAGUAUCUAACAACUAUCUUUUGUUUCAUUUAUGUAGUCCACUGACACAGAAGUAUGGUGAUGCUUCCUAUGGUCAGAUCAUGGAUAAUUUUUUCUAAACACUUUUUCAAACCAUAUGUUUCUACUUACUGUCUCAAGGUGGUUUUGCUGUUUCACCUUUUUCCGUAGCUUUGUUUUUAAAUAAAUUUAAGAACAGAAAAGUGCUUGAAAACGGAAACACGCCAUACUGGUAUGAAUAAGUGAUUGCUGUUCGAUGAUAAUGUAGCAUAUAUUUAUAAGUGCUCAAAGCAUAACUGAAGCUAAGCGUGUUGGUAUCUAUGACUAAGUUUCUAUAUAGUUUAUCUACGAUGGAUUAGUGUACAUUGAGACUUAUAUUAUUGAUAAACGCGUGCCUCUAAAUCUAUGAUUCGAAUCAACAAAUUCCUAUUGAACAUAUGCCCAGUUGGUUUGGUGAGCAGGACUCCUUUGGUGUCAUUUCUUUAUGAGAGAGGAUGGCGUCAAAAUUUUGUACUCGGUGGAUUCCCAGGUCCAGAAAAAGAGGUGCAGUAAUUUCUAGAUAUCGCUUUUUAAUUUUUGCUUUCACUUUCAUCAUUCAUCAUUCUAUAAUUUAAUUUCUUCAUCAAAUUCCAUAAUUUCCUAAAUGUGGACAUUUAAUGGAGUUGGGUUGUGUUUCCUCCCGCAACCUUGUUAUCAGUGGAACAAUUCGCAUCAACUGGUUUGACAUAAUUUUUUUCUAAUUUGAUAUUGUGCAUUUGAUCAGUUAUCCUUUUAAAAUAUGUUUGCAGUUCGAAAUGGCUAAAGAGUAUCUUAAGCCCACUGUUGGAGGAACUAUUAUUGAUGCAAGCUGUGGUAGUGGCUUGUUCUCAAGGCUGUUUGCUAAAAGUAGAUUGUAUUCUCUUGUCGUGGCCUUGGACUUCUCAGAAAAUAUGCUGCGGCAAUGCAAUGAUUUUGUUAACCAAGAAGGCCUCCCUAGAGAGUAUUCUUUUUCCUUUUACUGAUUCAAAAAUGAUCUUUAUCAGCUGGAAAUUUUGAUUUUCGAUUCUCUCUUGAAUUUAUUGUGGAGCAUGGCAUAGUUAUAUAUGAGUUGAAGAUUAUAUGAAUCAUAAAUAGCUAUUCUUAGUUCAAGUGUCUGCUUGUUUGGAGAUUUGCAGGGGCCUGGUCUUGGUUAGGGCUGAUAUUGGCAGACUCCCCUUUGUUUCGAGUUCAGUUGAUGCUGUGCACGCUGGUGCUGCACUACACUGCUGGCCUUCUCCAUCUGCUGCUGUAAGAUCUGAUUUUUUUUGAUAAACCGGAGCUAAUUUACUUAAUGGGGCGUGUAUUUCAGUGACUCACGAGCCAAGUUUUCUUUUUUGUUAUAGUGUGUUCUUUGAAAAAAUUGUUGAUGUCUUAAUUUGAUAUCCAAUUUUAUUUAUGAAAAGAUUUUACUUGUUUCUUCUGUUUAUUUAUGACGAUUUUUUAUUUAUUGACCGUUUUCUGUCAUAAUUUUUUUCUCUAUUUAAAAUUCGUAUUUCGAUUUCAUCUUUGAUAAGCAUGCUCACCAGCACCUGUAACCUGCCAAAGCAGUGUUUGCUUUGAGAGGAAACUCCUUUUAUCUUUCCCCUUGGUUUCCCUCUCUAUGAAGAUAGAACCCCAUCCUCCUGAUGCAGAUUAAGUGGCAAACAGAACCCCUUCCUCCUAGAUGAUCAUAUCUGCAGGCAUGUUUACCUUUUUUAAAAUGCUCGUUGUUUACAAGUCAUGUUUGUGGAGUGAAACUUUACUAUAUUUCAUCCUUUCCUUUCUGGUUGACAAAAACCACAAUAAGAUUCUUUAAGGAAUAUGUUGCGAAUCAUAUUCUGCUAAACCUCCAUAGUAUCAUUUAGUUUCUUCUUGAAAAAAAUCGCAUGUUAUAUCAGUGAUGUUUGUUAUGAACUGGCUCAUAAGUUUGCUCAUUAUAUUGUCAUUUAACUUCCAUUGAGAUAUAAUAUUCAUUCCUAAUUUUUUAUCUAUAGUUGACCAUUAUAUCGGUGACAUUCUGUUAGUGGUAUUACCAGUCUUGGAGAGCAACGCAUUUGACGGCAUAAAGAUUCCUUCAACAUCUAAUGUUUAACAUGAUUAGAGCUACCUCGACGUCAUUAGUUGCCUGAUUAACAUUUCUGUUUCCCCAGAAGAUUGUUGUUAAGGAAAUCUUCCUUUGGCGCAUUAACGUUGUAACGUCCUUGUCCUAGUCGUGAUUGGACCAAAAAACAUGUGAAAAAAAUAAAAUAAUGAAGUUCGGGGAUACAUUAAUACUAUUAUGGCUUUAAUGCAGGUAUCGGAGAUAAGUAGAGUGUUGCGCCCUGGAGGUGUCUUCGUUGCAACAACCUUCAUUCUUGAUGGAAUUUUCUCUUAUGUUCCAUUGCGUACAGUCAUACGCCAGGUAGACUCUGAAACCACACUCUGGUAUUGGUAAUAUGUCUUAUGUUUGCGCUUUAUUUAUUGAAUUUUCCUCGUUUCAUUAUAGAAUAUUCAAGAACUUGAGGUGCGUUCCGCACUGA
Molecule: messenger RNA, 2996 nt
Organism: Spirodela intermedia
Lineage: Eukaryota; Viridiplantae; Streptophyta; Magnoliopsida; Alismatales; Araceae
Source: the annotation of a GenBank genome assembly